AUGCCUUCUCAACCAUCCAGAAUGAGUCGCAGUUCCGAGUCAACCACAGCCAGCGACCCUUCUUUAUCCACCCCCUCAAUGGAUAUUGAUACCCAAUUAGCUCCUCUCCCAGAGACCAGAAAGCGCUCACGCAAUCUGGAUUUGGAUUCGGAUAACGAAGAAUCACAAGCUCAAAGAGUUAGAGUCGGUGAUUCUGAUUCAAUUGAGAAUGUUGAUUCAGAAAUGGCCAUCGAUACACCAGCUCAGAAUGUAACGGCGCCUCCUCGAAGCAGGCAAUCACGAAUACGUUCUGGUCGCCACGCAAUGUCUAGGCAGGAGCAAGAGCAAAUUUCGAGCACUUUUGCCAAUAUUGGUGCUCCCACUACCGCUCCCAAUCUCACUCAAUCAGCUCCAGCUAGCUCUCCCUCAAGAGCUAACCAUAUAGUUCAAGCAAGUGCCAUUCAUCAAUCUCAUGAGUCUACUUCACAACGACGCUCAUAUGAAGACACCUCCGGCUAUGAUGCUGACAUUAGUGGAGAUGAACGCCCACGAAAGGUCAGGCGUAGAAGUGAACGUCAAAAUUCUGUCCAUACGCCAGCAGUCUCCAUCGAAAACAGAAAUGCAGAGGCUGCUGCAUCACCUACAUCAAAUGAAGCUUCGGUCGUCGAAAAUCAGGGCUCGGAGACUGCUUUACCACCAACUUCAAGCGUGCUUCUGACAGUUGAAGCACCAUCUAACCAAAUUGCUUUGACGCCUGGAGAUACACCAUACAUUGAUCUCACGUUUGAAGAUUCGAGCGACGAAGAAGAGGGUGAUGCCGCGUUGUCACCAGCCCCAAGUGUGCUUCCAGCCGUCGCAGCACCACCUGUCCAAAAUCCUCAACCCAACGCGAACCGUAAAUUUGUUGACCUCACAUUUGAGGAUUCCAGCGAUGAGAAAGAAGGUGCAGCCACCAUGUCCCAGGCGUACAUUGGUGACAGAAUUGUGUUGGUAGAAGAGAAACGCCUCGAACCUUUUCUACCGGAACCUACAAUCAGGUUCCAAUACUUGCUUGAGGAUGCUCGAACUCAGAAACUGCAUUGUCUUCAAGAAUGGACUUGUGUAGGAUUCAAAGAUGACGUUCAGUUCUUGAGACAUCUCGCAGUUCUCGGUACCAGCGGUAAUGUGUACACCGUUAUCUUGAAAAAGAAACCAAGAUGUAAUUGCUAUGAAGGCAAUAGAGGUAUACUCUGCGUUCAUAUUGUCUUUAUCCUCACGAAAUUCCUGCAUCUACCAGCGCCACUUCGUCACCAAUCUGCCUUCUUGGAGGCUGAGCUCAGAUGCAUGGUGGGAGAUGAUGUUGAUUGGAUGGGUCCAGUGCCAACAGGUAAAUUCUGUCCACCAAAGUCAGUCGAGGAACAGGGAACUUGUUCAAUCUGCCUCGAGAAUCUCGAAGGCAAUGCAUCCAUGACGUGGUGUAUGGGCCAAUGUGGACAGAAUUUCCAUCUGCAGUGCAUUUGGACAUGGGCCGACACAAACUUUAUGGAUGGACAGCCCGACAUCACAUGUGGACAUUGCCGCGCACCGUGGAUCUGCGAAGACGAUGCAGAGUAUUGCUCCUUGAGCGAACUCCUAGAUAGGGACGUGAGUAAGGAUGAGUACUUCAAUGUAGCCGAGCUCCUGGGAGACUACGAGACUGAGGAGGACGAUGCAGAAGCCCAUCAAAGCUAUCAACGAGCGGUUGACAAAUGGAGAGCAGAGAUGGUGAGACGGCCUACCACACUCACAGAGGAAGUGAAUGCUUUCGUAGAGCGCUACUAUCCUAAGGUGUAUGAUGAUGUGUAUGAUGAAUAUUUGAUAAGAUCGAAUGACGGCUACAGUCCUAGUGCUAUCAGGGCCUUGGAAACAGAGGAAAUUUGA
Molecule: messenger RNA, 1878 nt
Organism: Botrytis sinoallii
Lineage: Eukaryota; Fungi; Ascomycota; Leotiomycetes; Helotiales; Sclerotiniaceae
Exons: 4
Coding region: 1-1878 (625 amino acids)
Molecular function (GO): zinc ion binding; ubiquitin protein ligase activity
Source: RefSeq, a predicted model, not a curated record